UAAUGUAUACUAAAGUAUAUGCGAAAUACAUAUAUGAAAAAUAGUGUAUUAUAUAUUUAAAACUAUACUAAUUUUCUAUAGCGAAAUGAUUGAAGCGAUUUCUUGAGAUAAUCUGCGAGUUAUCUCAACGUAAAUCUCAUGUCAAAUGUCUCGCGUCUAUCCCUCUUCCUCUUCGACCCCGUAUUUCAAUCCCAAGGAAUUCAAAAAAGAAGAAUUGGAGAGAAUAUGUCCGCGAUAUCUGAAAUGGAUUAAAAGGGUCACCGCUUUUGACUUCAGCAAAAGAAAGACAGUUGCAAAGAUUGAGCGCUCGAUGCCUGCGAGUUAUCGUUUGGAAAAUCUGCAAAAAACACCCAAAAAGUCUAAAUCUAUAUUUUCACGGAUCAGAAAAGGAGGCGUCAAUCUGAGGGUCAGAUGUCGGACAAGUGCUGACCUGUGGAGGCGUUGGAUUAGGGGUGGGAUUAUGUAUAACACAGAACUCAGCGAAAAGGAUGAGAUAGAAAUUGAGGAACAGAAAAGUGACACCAAAAUUAUUGUCGAUCAACACAUUGAUAGUAAACCUAAUGUUGAGAAUGAGUCCAAAACAGAAACAACUAAAGAAACAAAUGAGAAAAUAAUUGAGAAGACGACUGAAACCAAUAGCAAUAAAACAGAAACUAUUGAUAAUAAAAGUGUUGAAACAGAAGUAAAAAUUGAGGAAAAAGUAUUGACAGAAACAAAGGCUGAAGAGAAGAGUUCUGAUGUGAAAGAAUCGGAAGAGAAGGCAUCUAAUGGAAACAUAGUGUUGGGUGAGAAGGAAAAGCAGGGAAAUAACGAUGAGAUAAAAGUGCCCGAAGACAAGCCAUCGGUUGAAAUGACAACUGACGACACAAUUAUUGACAAUAAUGUAGAAAAAAUUGAAACUAAAACUGAGGAUAAAAUUGAAGACAAAAUUGAGGGUCAAAUUGAAGUCAAAACUGAGGCUAAAAUUGAAGUCAAAACAGACGAUACAAAUCCAGAAAAACCCGAAACUAAAAUUGAGGAUAAAAUUGAAGACAAAAUAACAGCAGAAACAGACGCUAAGAGUGUUAAAGAAGAGGUGAUUGAAGAGAAAAUUGCUGACAAUAAGGGACCCGAAGAUAUUAACGAUGAGAAUAUAUCAGUCAAAAAGGUAUCAGAAGAUGAAAUACCAGUAGAGAAGUCAGAAUUGGAUGUAAAUAAUAAUAAUAAUAUUGAAAUCAUUAGUAGUACUGCCGUAGAAAUGCCUGAAGUUGUGGUCAAAUAG
Molecule: messenger RNA, 1261 nt
Organism: Medioppia subpectinata
Lineage: Eukaryota; Metazoa; Arthropoda; Arachnida; Sarcoptiformes; Oppiidae
Source: the annotation of a GenBank genome assembly